AUGUUUGGUAACACUAAAGAAAAUAAAGAAAAAGCCAAUUGAUUUAAUAAGUAAAUAUAUGCAUUCAAAUGCACGUAUAUAUGUUAGAUUAAAAAAAAAAAUUGUUUUUGAUUUCUUAAAUGGCUGCGAAUGAUAUAAAGCAAUCCCUCAGAAAAUUAGAUUUUCCAUAUUGCGCUAAAGAAGCAUUAGGAAAAAUUGAGGUAUUAUGCACCAGACCAGGAAAACAAAUGGAUCUUCAAGGAGAUCUAAUGACAGAAUUUAUUUUUGGAGAAAUAGAAAGACGAAAGAAACGUAAUUUGGCUGUUGCCAUACAGGAGUUGCAACUAAUUGAAGUUUUAAGUGACUUUUUUCAAAGUCCAGGUGGUAUUCCGGCAGUACGAAAUGCUGUUUUUCUGUCAUUAUUUCCAGCCGAAAGUCCAAGAUAUAAAAUUUUAGGCAAUUUGGUAUCACUGGCUAUUGCUACACAGAAUAAUGCAAUCCUUAAUGCGACCGGUAUCUGGAUGCAGCAAUUAGGUUCAACAUCGCCUCAAAGCGUAGGACUGGCAAGGCAUGUACUUAAUGACUAUUUUGUCCUUACACCAAGAUCUAUUGGCAAACUAAAGCAGCUUCCUGUACUUGCCUCCCAUUUCACCGCAAACUUAAUGACGGCAAUAGGUGAAGUUUAUGAGGAUAAAGAUCCACCUACGGAAUUGCUCAAAUUAAUAGGAGAGUGGAUAGAGGAAAAUCCAAGUUUACUAUUAACACCUUUAAUGGACAACCCUGCGUUACCAAGCGGUGGAAUACCUAUGACACCAAUAACUCCAAUAGCUGGUCUUUUUAGGUGGUGCAUUUUAAGCCCUUUACGUUUAGAUACUAUGGUGAAUAAUGAACAGGAAGAUAAAACAAAAAGUUAUUCAAAAAUUCAGCAAUUACUGAUGGAAUCAGUACUGAGGUUAAGGAAUAAUGGAACUAACAAACAUGCUAUAUCUGCACAACAUUUAGUAGCUACUGUACGGAUAUUAACGACUACUUUACAGAAUUUUACAAAUAUUAAUUCAAAAUUAUGUGACAUAGCAAUGGAGAGAUUAGCUCAAGCUGUGAGUGCAGCGAUGUCUGCAAAUUGUAUUUAUGGUAACAAACAAGAAUUAAUUGCGUUACUACAACCACUCGGAUAUCAACAUUUUCUGAUUGAUUGGACUCUUCAAACGUAUACUACUAAAACUGCUUGAAAAGUAUUCUUAAUGUUUAUUCUUUCUUAUUGUCUAAAAAAAGUAUUUUAUUAAAAUAAAUAAUCUGGAGGAUAAAUA
Messenger RNA from Polistes canadensis, 1286 nucleotides. RefSeq lists its product as uncharacterized. The transcript is spliced from 4 exons. Lineage: Eukaryota; Metazoa; Arthropoda; Insecta; Hymenoptera; Vespidae. The coding region runs from base 120 to 1208 and encodes 362 amino acids. The record is from RefSeq and is a predicted model, not a curated record.